Messenger RNA from Mangifera indica (mango), 724 nucleotides. Its product is annotated as non-specific lipid transfer protein GPI-anchored 13-like. The record is from RefSeq and is a predicted model, not a curated record. NCBI's taxonomy places the organism in Eukaryota, Viridiplantae, Streptophyta, Magnoliopsida, Sapindales, Anacardiaceae. Gene Ontology annotation, biological process: lipid transport. Gene Ontology annotation, molecular function: lipid binding. Bases 37 to 600 code for a protein of 187 amino acids. The transcript is spliced from 3 exons.
AAUAACUACAGAUAUAAUGGAUGUAAUUUCUCUCCAAUGGCAAUGGCAAUGGGGUUUCAGUACCUAGUUUUAGUGUGGAUGGUAAUAAGUUGUGCAAUGGCAGAUAAAGCAAAAGACAGAGAGGAGUGCACAAAUGAGUUGGUAGGGCUUGCUACAUGUUUGCCUUAUGUUGGAGGUCAAGCAAAAUCUCCAACACCUGAUUGUUGUAGUGGUCUAAAACAAGUCCUCAAGGAUGACAAAAAGUGCUUGUGCGUGAUUAUUAGAGACAGAGAUGAUCCAGAACUUGGUCUAAACAUCAAUGUUACACUUGCUCUAGGCCUUCCUUCUGUUUGUCAUGCAUCUGCUAACGUUUCUCAAUGUCCUGCUCUUCUACACUUGGAUCCUAAUUCCCCUGAAGCUCAAGUUUUCUACCAAUUUGGUAAAACCUCUAACCAUGCUGCUAGUAGCCCUGCUCCAAGCCCAACGGCUGGAGGAUCAGGUAACUCCAUCAGUGCAAGAAGCAGCAAGGGGACCAGUGAUGGAUGGUGCAGUAGAAAGAGAUGGGUAGAAUUGGAGAUUGUUUCUGGAGUUGUCUUACUGCUUUAUUUUAUCACUUCAUAAAUGUGAUAAGUGAUAAUUGAGGAUCGAUUUGUAUUUCUUCAAUAACAUGAGCCUUGAGUUGACUGUUCAGUUACUACUGUGUCUUUCUUUUACUAUAAUUUAAUUAUAGUACUUGUUGAAUGAA